AAAUUAUUAAAUUGGUAAAACAAAAUGUCAGCCUCCAUAUCAUGUCUGACUUAAAUUAAAGAACAGUAAAAAAAACCAGGCGAAUUCUCCCGUUAAAACAUGGCGAAGGAAGUGAAGCAAAGUGCAGAUUUUCGUUGCAUUGAAUGUGGAUUUUACUCAAGAGAACUAUAUCAUGAUUAUGGCAAUGGAAUCAUCAAAAUAUCUCAUUGUGAGAAGUGCAAGCAAGUAGUGGACAAGUAUGUAGAGUUUGAUCCUGUCAUUGUUCUGAUAGACGCUCUACUCUUCAAACCGCAGGCAUAUCGGCACGUACUCUUCAACAAAGAUAUUACAUUCCAUUGGCGAUUGUGCAUUGUGUGCCUUCUCUGUGAUGCCUAUAUGAAAUGGGCUCACAAAUCUGAUGCCCCUUCUGAGGAGGAAAGUAAGCCAUUCCUACACUAUGCCCUCCAGUGGGACUUCUAUGCCAUGUUCACGAUUGCAGGAUUAGAAUUAUUAGCUUUCAUUGCUGGAGUAGUAGGUAUCUGCGUUUUACAUGCUGCCUUCUCCGACACCUGGGAACAUUGGAAAGGAAGAUCAUCUCUUCUUGUUAAAGCACUUCUACUUUCAUCUACGGGGAAGCUAUUAGUCAUUCCGGUGGUCAUCUGGGGAGAGACUCAUAUCUAUACAACCCUUUUACUGACCAGGCUUUUCAUGACAGUGGCCAGUACUCAAGCCAUUACAGUGAUCCUGGACUGCCCACACAUCACCAGUAUAUCUUUAGUUGGUUUUGGAUUCAUCACAGAGGCUCUGGUUAGGUUAUUAACACCUUCUAUUGAGAACAUCCUCCGUGUAAGCUGACAAUGGAUACCACAACAGCCAGAUCACCAAUGACACUCAAGUUGAUGGAGCAAGAUAGGCAUGCUUUGUAUAAAGCCAUUACAAUGUCCAUUCAUUGUAUAUGAGGAAAAGCCUUGAUGCUUUCAUAAUGGAGCUGAAUUAUAUAGCACCUUUUGCGUAGGAUGUGAAGUGCAACUAAUAUCCCAGCUUUAGCUGAAGCUGCAAGUGCAACUUCUCCAGCGGUGCUCAGUGCAUUUCAAGGAAUUAAUCCUGCCAGGUACCCAUAACCUCACCUGGGUUGAGUACAGCACAAUGUGGAUAAAUUCUUGUUGAAGGAAAACAUGCAAUGGCUGAGAUUUGAAUCAACAACCCUCUGUUUGAAAGAUGAGGGACAGAACCACUAGACCAUCUAGAUGUACUCUGAGCUGAAUUGAAGCGAGGGGUGAUUGAAUGCCAUUACUGUAGUUAGUUGAUUUCAUUUUGUAGCAAAUAGAUGCAUUAAAGUGUGCAUUCCCUAGACGAGUAAGAGUGCUGCUGGUCAGUACUCACUAAGUAUUAUAGGACUGUGAAUGUUACUAGAGGACAAUGGCUGCUCCAUCAGCAAAUUGUGAUCCACUUCUACCAGAAAACUAUGCAAGGAACUUAAUAAAUUGAUGAUAAACAGUGUGUCCAACAAAAAGGAAAACAAGGUUCGAUUUACCUUUUCUCUAAUAUCUUAUUUACAUCAUCAUUAAAUUUAGUAUAUCAUCUCUAUCUUGAUACCUUAGAUGUCACAUGAAGUCUACACAUUGAUCAUCAAGCACAGUUUGAAAUUGAAAUUCCAAUUAUCAAGUCGUGCAGGAAAAAUCUAGUCAAGACUUAUUUAGGAAACAACAAUUGUUGUUUCUGCACUUCUGGCUUCACUUAUGGGUCGUAAUCUGUCAUGUAAUGUAUCUACCUGGAAGUCGGUCACAAAUCAGUUAGAAGACUUAACUAAUUUUAAUGUCAAAUUGAACCCAAUUUGUUUGAUUGAAACUGUUUCCUCUUUUCUGGGACACACUGUUCAUAAUUUUGCUCUGAACCUUGUGAUUUCUAAACAUAGCCAGGCCAGCUUAAAUGCCAAUCAACUGCUUCGCAUGCAAGAUUUUUUAAUAUGUUAAAGUAAUAUUGAAUGAAAUCAGAAUCAGAUGUAGGAAAUAAAUCCCAAUUUGAUGCAGGAUGGAUGCUUUUUUGUCUUAAAUUUUUCUGUGUCACAUGGGUAUACUCAAACAGAAUUACUUGAUAAAACCUGUAUCAAUUAAAAAUUGAUCCAAUGUUUCUACUUCAGCUCACUCUUCAUAGUGAUCAGUCAAAAAAGAAAAACUCUUACAUUACCAAGAUAACUACAUCUUCUGACAACUUAUGUUCAAUGGGUGAAUUUAGCGACCAUGACUUCUCAUCAUCAGACACUAUUUGGGUCUUGCAUCGUUAAAAUGCAUCCAUCUCCGUAUCAUCCACGACUUUCAGAAAACAGGCUUAAAAUGGUUUAAUGCUGCAUAUAGCCUCGUGCAGGGUAAACUGCAGCUCAAAAUUAACAAAUAAAGCAGGUUUUUCAAUGAAAAUCACCAAAAAUAUGUAACUUUAAAAUGAUUAAAAAUGGCAAUUUCUUCCUUUGUUCUAAAAUCUACACAUGACUUGUGUGCUAACCAAUGUCUGAGAGAGAUAUUAAAAAUCUACUGGAAAUCUUAAAAACUAAAGGCACACACAACACUUGCUCUAAAAUCAUCCCAAGCAGCUGCUCAGCGGAUAACCGCCCGGGACAAACGGGGACCUAUACAAGGCAAGGAACAGUCACUGCCCUGGACAGAACUAACAAUAACUAUGUAAAUGAGCUAGUCAUCGAGGGUAAGAUCAAUUAAAGGGACUCUUCAUUGCUGAAUAAAUUAAAAGUUCCUGUCUCUUGGCAACCUGGCUAAAGUACAGGAUUGAGCAAAAGUUGAAUAGUUUGACCCAACAGGGAGGGGGGAUGAAUUCAAUAAAAUGCAUUUUUUGUGAGAUUUAUUUUAUUUUGUCUCUCUGUGAAACAAAGAUAGAGGAAGAAAUAUAAGCUGGAAAUUCACUAGUCUUUUUUGUUUCUCAUGUUGACAGGUGCUAAAGUCAAUGGGUGGAUUUCUCAGACAAACAUACUUUUAUGGAAUUCCAUUCCAUACUACUUACAGUUCCUACAAAAAAAUCAUUUUGGUGAAACUGACACUCGGUAAUAGUGCAGUUUAAGUAGCAGUAGGCCUAUAUCUUAACUGACAAUGUUAAUCAUAAGACCAACCAUCGAUUUUAAUUCACUGGGCCCAGUCUCUAAAAAGUGCAAUCAAUAGAACUAACUUUCAUCUCCAUUUAACUUCAAGAAGAAAUUGAUAUUCAUCAGAAGGGUUGCUGAACAUCAUUAUCACUGCCAUCAUCAUUAUUGUCAUCACUGUCAUCAUCACUAUCAUCUACCUAUUCUUCACAAAUGUUAUUCCACAAAGAAAGCAAUGGUCUAAACUUGUGUACCUUGUAAUUCAUACAGAUCUUCUUUUCUUUUUAAUCAAUAAAUCAUUGCAAUGAUUUGCAAAGCAAUUUAAGAAAUAUAUACAAACUUUUCAUCAAUUGUUUUUACUUCUACAAAUUUCAAAGACACAUGAUUCGCAUUCUAAUAUUACGCCAUCAUUGUUCAAACAAUAAUUAAAAUGCAUAAUUCAUUUAGGCUUAUUCAAUAUACAGUAAUUUAUGUACAUAUGUUGCAUC
Lytechinus pictus (painted urchin) is the source of this 3552-nucleotide messenger RNA. RefSeq names its product protein ARV1-like. Gene Ontology annotation, cellular component: cortical endoplasmic reticulum; Golgi apparatus. Bases 100 to 834 code for a protein of 244 amino acids. The transcript has 6 exons. Gene Ontology annotation, biological process: intracellular sterol transport; sterol metabolic process; regulation of plasma membrane sterol distribution. NCBI's taxonomy places the organism in Eukaryota, Metazoa, Echinodermata, Echinoidea, Temnopleuroida, Toxopneustidae. The record is from RefSeq and is a predicted model, not a curated record.